Molecule: messenger RNA, 996 nt
Organism: Nannochloropsis gaditana CCMP526
Product: dna repair and transcription protein
Exons: 1
Biological process (GO): iron-sulfur cluster assembly
Cellular component (GO): cytosolic [4Fe-4S] assembly targeting complex
Source: RefSeq, a predicted model, not a curated record
CACGGAGAGUCUGGCCACGGCCACGAGAGAUGUGUCAUCAGUCGUGUGGCUGGCCAAGGCUUUGGCCCUCCGGUGCGUCCCGAAGGGUGCUUUGGAAGACGCCAUCUCUUUGCUCAUUGACGUAGCAGGCUGUACAAUGUUAGAGGGAAAGCAAGUUCCAGAGAAGAACAAGAUUGCGGAAGAAGCAACUCCGGCUCGCCUGGUGUUGGCUCGCCGAGCAAGCGAAGGCUUCGGGCUUAUCCUGCGUGAUUCCUCCUUGACAGAGGGAACAGCCCGGGAAAGCCUGCCUUCCUUCUCGUCCUUGACGACCUUUUCUUGUCCUAUCCCGCUGGCGAAUCAACUCCUGACGGCACGUCUCAACACUGCUCGCGUCAAUCCUUUAUGGCGACAGCGUCUCUACAACGUUUCCUUUACGCGAUUGCGGGAGGCGGUGGAGCGACAUCGCGCAAAUCCUCAGGCACAAAGUGCCGCCCUGCUGGCACUCUGUAACAUGCUUGGGUCGCUUCCCCCGCCGAUCAUACAGCAAGACAUGGAGCCUAUCAUGCGAGUGGUCUUGCAGGGCAUGUCUUGUGUCGCCACGCGUGGCAAGGGAGAGGGCGCCGACGACGACAAGGACACAGAAGAGGAAGCCGCGGCGGUCCUCCGAGCGCGUGCCACGGAGACGUUCGUCGCUUUGGCGAAGGAAUCUUUGGAUGCGGUCAUGCCCCACCUGAGCACCGUGAUCCCUCUCCUCUGCAAGCUCUGUACACUUGCCGACCCUCAUUUCUUGCCCACAGCCCGGUUGCGCGUUCUGGCUCUGGGUAGUCUCUUGGAAAUAACUCGCCUGCCGUACGCAAAGCUACAUCCUUAUCGGACGUCGGUUUCACGGGGACUGCUGGCCCCUCUGGACGAUCGGAAACGAGUGGUGAGGCAGAUGGCUGUCAAGGUGCGCAAUGAGUGGCUGGUCAUGGACAGGUAAGAGGAAGGGGAUAUGUAAAUCGAGACCACGAAGAUGGU